AUGCCUCCUCCGCCCCCGCUCACACUGGGGACCCUGAUACGCCAGACCACGGUCAAAAGUUCGUUUGACAACCGGACACCUAAAUUCUUACCUGAGGGGAAAUUGGAUGAACUUGUCACAGGAGACUUCAUCCUUCGUGCUUUAUACAAGUCUCCUGAUAAUGCGCCCAGAAACCUCCCUGAUUCGGUGAAGAAGGUUAUAUCUUUCAUCUCGACCCAUGCAAGGAAGAUUUUCUCGAUUUCUAUUUUGAUCGGACUCAAAGGCGAAAGGUUAUAUUGCCUUAUCGUCUUUCUAAUGGACAGGAAGAUUUACGACAGCAAGCUCCCUCUCAAGGAAAAGGAAUUGAACGAGUUCUCUCCCACAUUGCAGCCUGAGCAGGAUACUAGAUCCAUGAGGCCUGACAAUGAGGACAUACUGUGGGAUGACGACAACACUCAUGACUUCAUUCUCCAUCAGUGGACAUUUUGUGCUCCGAUUUUCUCUACUCAUAGAGAGAACCACGACAUUGACGAGGAAGCCAUUCUACCAUUUACUGAGAGGGAUCUUGCUUCUGCCGAUGAGGGAGCCUUUGGCCAGGUUAUGAAGUACAAAAUUCACGAGUCGCACUUGGACCCAAGCGGUUUGAUCAUUCCUUGUACUGAACACGUCGCGAUAAAGAAGAUCAAAAUCGACAGUACUCAAGACCAGCACAUUAAAAUCUCUGGUUGGGAGAAGGAGGUAAUAGCUCUAUGGAAGAUAAGAGCUCUUGGUGAAGAGCACAUCGUCAAUUUCAUUACUGCAUUUCGCUUAGGUCAAGAUGAACAUUACCUCAUUCUUGAAUGGGCGGAUGGCGGGAACCUGAAGAGCCUUUGGGAGACUUUCCGUCAGCCUCUUACCACAGACCUGGUGAAAGAUACAUGUGGGCAGUUGCUUGGACUCGCCCGAGCGCUUCAUAAGGUUCACAGUCCGAAGGAUAAAAGUUCCGACGAACAUUUUCGACAUGGAGACUUGAAACCCGAGAAUAUUCUUUGGUUCAAGAACAAGGCAAACAGGGCCAAGAUCGGCACGCUAAAGAUUGGGGACUGGGGUCUGGCAAAACAACACCAUGAUAUUACGCAACUGCGGACUGUGCAGACGUCAACCGGCUUUGGAACACGACGAUACGAGCCUCCUGAAGAAAGGACAGUCCGCGACAAUAAUCUCAUUGUCCCAAACGAUGCGGGAAAGAUUGUUAGGAAACGAUCUCGUCUUUACGACCUUUGGGCCAUGGGAUGCAUCUGGCUGGAAUUCCUUAUCUGGCUGAUGUAUGGCUUGGAUGGAUUGAAACGAUUCAAUCGGAGCUUCCACCAGGGGCAAUCUGAUAACCCGUCUUAUUACGAGCUCGAUCGAAACGACGGAGCCAAGGUUCACCAUGUUGCCUUACGAUGGAUUGGACAUAUGAUUCAAGAUCCAGUCUGCGAAGUUGGCCAAACAGCUUUGGGUGACUUACUUGAAUUUAUCAGGGACCGACUCCUGGUAGUGAAGUUACCCCGAAACCUUGGGUCGAAUAUCGACAUGUCAAACACACCUCGAGCGCGCCGUCGUAGCUCUUCCAGCAAUGACACUAUCAUCGGCGACUUACCACCCAGAGGCAAAACUGCAUCAAUGGACAUUCCGAAAAUCAUACUGAACGAGUCAGAUCCGACUAAAAGCCCAGCCAAUCAGAAGCCACCCUUCUUUAUCACUAUCUCUCCUCCCGGCUCACCCAUGGCACCACAAUCGGACAAAGGCUGCCGUGCCCUAGCAAAGGAUCUCUACGACCGAAUGGAAGACAUCAUGACCGAUGUGGAUACACCUCAAUACUGGCUUUCAGGUACCCCUCUCCCCCCUCCGGACCAUGCUGUCGAGGUUUCAGGAAGUAGAUAUGAGCCACAGAGUCAGCCUUCAACUAGUUUGCAGGCAACGCUGUCGGUAGUUCAAAGCCCCAGCCUGGAUUCGAUAGAAAAGCUCGAAGACAAUUGGCAUUUAAGUAUUGACAACGAAUUUGCUGAUCGUGCUAUAUCUUCUGUCAAGGGCAAAGAUCUCGACACCCCAAGCAUCCAGGAGUCUUCGAAGCUCUGCGGAAACUGCCUGACAUUCCGUGACGGUCUCUGGAAACCAGGUUUCAGCAUCUCAUACGACUCCUCUGUUCUAAAGGCAAAUUCGAGUGCCAGUUCUUGCGAUCUUUGUGGCCUACUGUGGGCAUUUUGCCAGAAGCCGGGCCGCACUUUAAAUGCUCGUGUCCAUUUUGACAGAAGUGGUUCAACUAUUGUGAUGAAUAGUUACACGCCAGUUGGUUCAGUAUUUCGAAGUCAAAGCCUGAGUACUGGAAUUGACAAUCAAAUUCAACUUGGCUUCCCCAUCCUCCCUGAUGCUGGGACUCCCGCACAUUUUGAAAUCGUCCGGCAAUGGUUGAAGCAUUGUGAUACACAGCACGAGGGCUGCACGCGAGAACCAAGCCGAACAAACUCAAAUAGCUUGGGCGCAAACAAAAGGCUGCCAACGAGAGUUAUUGCCGUCAACCACGUUGAUCACGACAGGGUUCAUCUUGUCGAAACCACUUCGAACCAAAAGGGAACCUGGGUAGCUCUAUCUCACCAAUGGGGAACAGGUCGACAGUUUCGCACUGUCACAACGAACCUCCAGGAGCAUAUUGCGGGCAUCAAAAUUAACCAUCUUCCGCACACUUUCAGAGACGCGGUCAAGGUGACUCGGGCAAUUGGCUGCCCUUAUCUUUGGAUUGACUCCAUCUGCAUUGUUCAAGGCCCUGACGGAGACUUCCAGCAGGAGGCCAAGCAGAUGGAACAGGUGUACAGCGGUGCCUAUUGUGUACUCGCUGCUAGCCGACACCCAGGUCAUGAUGCUGGCUUUCUUGGAUCACGAACGGAAAGCAGGAGCAUCAGCCUCCGAUCAAUGAGGACAUCUGAACCAUUCUUCAUCCGCGAGAUUAUCGAUGACUUCCAAACCCACGUUUCCGACGGGCCCCUGGGAGGGAGAGGCUGGGUAUUACAAGAACACGCCCUCGCUCGUCGUACGGUAUAUUACACUGACUUCCAGUGUUACUUCGAGUGCGGCGAUGGUGUGCGCUGCGAGACUAUGACGAAGAUGACAAACCAACGCGCUGCUUUCUUAGGCGACCCCAACUUUCCGCGGCUGAUGAUAAAAGCAGACAAGGGGGCGAAGAUUCUUGGCUACCAAGAUCUUUACAAGAGGUACUCUGGAUUAGGCCUGUCUAUCGCUACGGACAGGCCAUGGGCUAUCAACAGUCUGCAACAGCGCAUCAUCACUGCUCUCAAAGUUCAAGGUGGCUUCGGUGUCUUCUAUGAGGAUAGCGAAAGUGGUCGUCGACGAGGUUUACUUCGCCGAAGUUUGCUUUGGCGCCGUGCUAAUAAAGCAGACUCGCUAUCCCGUAUCCAAUUCUCCCCGAAUCGCGACGGUACCAGAGUUCCAACCUGGUCAUGGAUGGCGUAUACCGGUACUAUCGAUUAUAUCCCUGCUGAAUUCGGUGGCACGGAAUGGGAAGUCAUCCACACUCAGUGGGAUUGUGGUCCGAACAGAACCGAUGAAGGUGUGUUGGCUGCCCAAGCAAGAGAUUAUAACGCUGGGAGCAAAGACUCUCUGCUUGUCUUUGACUCUCUUUUGGGCUCAGGGCAAAGUCUUUCGAAGUGCGUGGUUCUUGGAAAACAGAAGGGAAACCAGCUGGAUCGAGAAAAGGUUCACUAUGUGCUCUUGGUCCAGCCCAGGCCAUUCUCAAACCAGGAACAGAUUUAUGAGCGAGUGGGCGUGGGGAUACUACCUGGAAGCGAUAUUAAGCAGAACGGGAAACAGGUUCAUAUUUGGUAG
Messenger RNA from Fusarium sp. VM40, 3840 nucleotides. The record is from the annotation of a GenBank genome assembly. NCBI's taxonomy places the organism in Eukaryota, Fungi, Ascomycota, Sordariomycetes, Hypocreales, Nectriaceae.